CCAAGCAGCCAUGAUUACAAAGUUAAGCAAAAAGUUCUCAAUGACCAAGUUCCGUCAGAUGGCUGCCGAACAUGACACAUUUCAUCGAUCCAUCGGCCCUAUUGUUAUUUUAGGUCAAAUCUUCGGAACAUUUCCGAUCUCGGGAGUUCUGAGCCAGGAUCCGGCUGCAGUACGUCUAGAUUGGUUGUCAGUCCGCGUCGCUCUCAAUCUACUGGUCGUGGCAACCACAUGUUUCCAUAUGGUUACAGAAUUCCUUCGGCUUCAGAGUGUUGGCAUGAAUGCGAAAAACAUCAACGGAUUGAUUUUUUUCAUCAACAAUUUUACCAUCAGUGUACUUUUUUUACAUGUGGCAUCCAAAUGGAACAAAGUUGCCAUUAUGUGGAAUCAAGUGGACCGGAUUUUCAUCCUGGAACCGUACCGAAUCUGCUCACAAUGGCCACUGUAUCGGAAGAUCCGAGUAGCAGCUGCCGUUCUGCUGCUUUUGGCCUUAGCUGAACACUUACUUUCCAUAUUCAACCUCGUUAACGAGCAGCGAGAAGAAAUAAAAAAAUGUGGCUGGGAAAGAAACGUCACCGAUCUACUCAAACAUUUCGCUCUACGAAAAUUACCAAACGUUUAUGUUUUGUUUCCAUACAGUAUAUUCUCCGCAGUGUAUUUUCUAUACAUUUCGUCUGCCCUCACUCUCUGUUGGAACUUUCUGGACAUGUUCAUCAUCCUGCUGAGCAUUGCAAUUUCAACCCGAUUCGAGCAGAUCUACUCCCAUUUGCGGGCGAUGACCGAAGGAGGUUUACUUCCGAACGAACAGCUAUGGAUACGCGUCCGUAUCCACUAUGUUUCAGUUUGUGAACUGCUGGAGUUAGUUAACCGAACCAUAUCGUGGCUCAUACUUGUAUCAUGCACAACGAACUUGUAUUUUAUCUGCCUGCAGAUACUAAAUCUGUCACAGAAAAUGCUACACAUUAUGAGUGAUGUCUACUUUUGGUUUUCGUUGCUGUUUCUCAUAGGAAGGACUUCGACAAUGUUUUUGAGUGCUGCUCACAUUCAUGAAUUUGCAAAAAAACCACUUGAAAUAGUGUCCAGAAUCCCCAAAGCUGGCUGGUGCGUGGAGUUGGACCGAUUCGCUGCCCAGUUAAAAAGCGAUAUGGUGGCACUUACGGGAAUGGGAUUUUUCAACAUAACUCGUCAGUUACUGUUUUCGAUGGCCGGAACGAUUGUGACAUACGAGCUGGUGAUGCUAAAGUUCGACAAAGAAUCCAAGGACAAGGGAUAUAUUCAACCCUGUAUGUACUUCGAUACCGAGGAAGGUUGGCUCAAGCCAGGACGAUAGACGCAGCACAAUGCCCAAGGCAGAUUAGUGCAAGGUUAAUGUUGGUGAACAGUAUUGGAAAUACCUAUCGCACAGCCUUCGUAGAUGUGCGGUUGGUGAUGCAGGUAACGAAUUACAAACUACAAUAAAGUGAUACCGGUUUCGAUGAAGACGUUUCCACAUGCACAGGUUCGUUCGUGAUUCUUCUUGUGGCAACCGAUGACCUUAGCUAAGCUGUGUACCAAACUAUCAGACCGAUAGAGUA
Malaya genurostris is the source of this 1571-nucleotide messenger RNA. Its product is annotated as gustatory receptor for sugar taste 64a-like. Bases 11 to 1327 code for a protein of 438 amino acids. NCBI's taxonomy places the organism in Eukaryota, Metazoa, Arthropoda, Insecta, Diptera, Culicidae. The record is from RefSeq and is a predicted model, not a curated record. Gene Ontology annotation, biological process: sensory perception of sweet taste; detection of chemical stimulus involved in sensory perception of taste. The transcript is spliced from 8 exons. Gene Ontology annotation, molecular function: sweet taste receptor activity. Gene Ontology annotation, cellular component: membrane.